AUGAGAAAUUCCUGCACAUUUCUGGCAUCCUUUCUCUCACUCGUCAUUUUUCUUCUGCUAAUUCCUGAAGAUUUCUGUGCAGAAAUCAUUGGAGGAAAUCAAGUGGAUCCUCAUUCAAGACCCUACAUGGUCCUACUUAAAGGACAAAAAAUCUGUGCUGGGGCUUUGAUUGCAAAAAACUGGGUGUUGACUGCAGCUCACUGUCCCCUGGGCAAAAGAGCCCAGGUUAUCCUUGGAGCUCACACAAUAUCCAAGCAUGAGCGAGAAAAACAAGUAAUGUCUGUUAAGAAAGAGAUUCCCUAUCCAUGCUAUGACCCUAACACGCAUGAAGGUGAUCUUAAACUGCUAAAGCUGAACAAAAAAGCAUCACUUAAUAAAAACGUCACUCUUCUUCAACUACCUAAAAAGGGGGAGGAUGUGAAGCCAGGAACAGUCUGUCGAGUUGCAGGGUGGGGGAAGUUUCAUAAUAAGUCAACUAAAUCCUCAGAUACUCUGAGAGAAGUCAAUGUCACUGUCAUAGACAGAAAAAUCUGCAAUGAUGAGAAGCACUAUAAUUAUAAUCCUGUGAUUGGAGUGAAUAUGAUUUGUGCUGGGAGCCCCCAAGGUGGAAAAGAUACAUGUAAUGGAGAUUCUGGAAGCCCUUUGAUAUGUGAAGGUAUUUUCAGAGGCACCACUGCCUUUGGCCUUCCAGGGAAAUGUGGAGACCCUCAAGGACCUGGCAUCUAUAUUCUUCUCUCAGGGAAAUAUCUCGCAUGGAUAAGUAAGACCAUCAAGGGGACAAUUUAG
Orycteropus afer afer is the source of this 786-nucleotide messenger RNA. RefSeq names its product granzyme A-like. The record is from RefSeq and is a predicted model, not a curated record. Gene Ontology annotation, molecular function: serine-type endopeptidase activity. Gene Ontology annotation, biological process: proteolysis; negative regulation of oxidoreductase activity; positive regulation of apoptotic process. NCBI's taxonomy places the organism in Eukaryota, Metazoa, Chordata, Mammalia, Tubulidentata, Orycteropodidae.